UUCGGUGACGUAACCAAAUAAUGCUCUCACUUGUUUGAAUUUGCUCUCUUCAAUUCAGCCGCUUUCCCUAGGACUUUAUUUGUGCCGUGCGAAGUUCUUGAACGGAUAUAAUCUUCCAAGCGAGUUUUCAACUCUAUCUCUGCCAGAGUGAGAGUUUGACCCAGCUGAAACACAUACAUCGCUCCAUAAGAAUCGUAUAUUCUGACGUGGAGUUUGGGGAGACUCCGUAUAGAGACCUAACAGCAUGGCAAACGUUCAAGACUACCUCCAGAAGCUGCUGAAGAAGGCGAAUGAACACUGUGCUUGCGGAGACUCGGAGACUGUUUCGGACCUUUACCGCAACAAACCAUCAGCUUACUUUGAUAAUAUCCAGACCAACAGGGCCAACCUCAUGGAGAAGUAUUUAAAAGACAAAGGAGGGGACCCGCGUUGUCCAAUAAACGGAAGACUCGAAGGUCUGUUUUUUGGAGUGACCUUACGUGAUGGUGCUCUGCCAUCUUGGUCACCUUUUGGGGACACUAGAGUAAUUUUACCUCUGUCGUCAGUCUUUGAUGACUCGGCCAAGUUGUAUUUCGCAGACUUCUUCUGUAUGCCUGGAGGUGCUGACACUCAUUAUGUAGUCUUGGUGAUCACAAAGGAUGGCUCGGUGUCCGACCGUUUCUGUGAGCAGGAGCUGAUCAAACUGGAUCCUUACAACAACAGGUUCCUUUCCAGGCAUGGAGACAGAUACCAGACACUUUCCCGACAGCAACUGUGGGUAGAAGUGUUCUACACAGAGCAUGUGGACAUAUCGAGUUUAGUGCUUACUCGAACGGGUGUGCUGGGCAUAGGCCAUAGCUUAGGAGGAAUACCGAAAGAUCCAAGAUGUCGCGUGUGUAAUGUUGAGCCCAAGACACGGAAUGUUGACUUGAAUGGACUUGGUGCCACACGUGAUUUGAUGAUACCUGAACAUCAGGGAUGUCAGACACAGAUGUCAAGGAGUACCGGUCACGGAGAGGGGAAUGUCUGGCAGAUGGGGGCCAAUCAGAUGGAUUUCGGUUAUGGAGCAGCACGUCUUUGGGGGAUGGGCUAUGGAGGAUCGAAUCACAGGUUGAUUUCUUAUGAAGGAUCAAAUCGCAGAGGAAUGGGCUAUAGAAGACCGAUUCACAGGGCGAUGGGCUAUAGAGGACCUAUUCACAGGGAGAUGGGUUAUAGAGGACCGAAUAACAGGGAGAUGGGUUAUGGAACAUCGAAUCACAGGGAUGUUGGUUAUGGAGGACCGAUUGACAGGGAGAUGAGUUAUAGAGGACCGAAUAACAGGGAGAUGGAUUAUGGAACAUCGAAUCACAGGGAUGUUGGUUAUAGAGGAACUAUUCACAGGAGAUGGGUUAUAGAGGACCGAAUAACAGGGAGAUGGAUUAUGGAACAUCGAAUCACAGGGAUGUUGGUUAUGGAGGACCGAUUGACAGGGAGAUGAGUUAUGGAGGACCGAGUCACAGGGGAUGGGUUAUAGAGGGACAGAUUAAGAACAGAUAGACAUUGAGAUCAGAAUUAAGAUCAAAUGAUGAUACACUAUGAGGUGGGUAGUUAAGUUCUAAUUACAAUCAACUGUUAGUUCAAUUUUAGGUACUUCUGUUGUAGAUUACUGCUUUGUGUCUUAUGAAGCUCUAGAUUAUUAAUGUAUUUGAAGUUUAAGGGCUUGACUGUUAGUUAAAAAAUCAGGAUGUGUUGGCCAUUGAUGGACACUAUCUUUGUGUAUAGUAUCCUAUCAAAUAUAUCAGACAGGAAAAGAACAGGAUGGGAUACGUAAUAAACGUUUGGAAUGUUA
Messenger RNA from Haliotis rubra (blacklip abalone), 1807 nucleotides. Its product is annotated as phytanoyl-CoA hydroxylase-interacting protein-like. The transcript has 2 exons. Bases 245 to 1456 code for a protein of 403 amino acids. NCBI's taxonomy places the organism in Eukaryota, Metazoa, Mollusca, Gastropoda, Lepetellida, Haliotidae. The record is from RefSeq and is a predicted model, not a curated record.